Messenger RNA from Triticum urartu, 2184 nucleotides. NCBI's taxonomy places the organism in Eukaryota, Viridiplantae, Streptophyta, Magnoliopsida, Poales, Poaceae. The record is from RefSeq and is a predicted model, not a curated record.
UCCCGCUGAGAGAGGUCAUUGCCGGUGAUGGGCAGCCAGAUCCAUUAGUUUUGACGGCUGUUGGGCCAUCGGCACCGGCAACAGCCGACUCGUCGUGCGCGGUUCUGGUGGGAGAACUCGGCGGCACUGCUGAGCAGAGCAAUUCCGCCCAGAGAAGGAAGCAGUCUCCAACUCAAUCCAUCUAGUCCACCGGGAUGGUGAACCCAGCUGCACCAGGCUAGGCCUGAAGGCAUACAUAACAAUGAGUGUUUUUUCUCUAGAUCCAUGAUUCUGAUUUUUUAUUUGCCAAAGUCUGUGUCUAGUGGGCAUGGGUACUACUGUCAACAAGCUGAUCCUAUGAUUCUCGUAAUAAACCAUGCAUGCAAUUAGCAUAUAUAAUGCUCCCGGUCAGACCAUGCCAAGUUGCCAACCAUCCGCGAAAUUAGAAUACUUAGUGUUCUAUGGGCAUAGCAUGCUAUUCAUAUGUAAAUGAAACCAAAAGAAACACGGUAUCACUAUCGUAUGAAAAAUAACUGCAUCAUCUCGGAAACUGUUUUUUUGAAUUUUUAUAAAAGGUCAGUGACUGAUCUUUGAUUUGUUGAAUUUGCCGCAGAUUCCAGUUCAAAGAGGUCAGUGCAAAUGUUGAGCAGGCAGAUCCAUUCGCUUCGAUGGUUGUUGGGCCAUCCACACCGACACACGUCGAGUCAUCGUGCACGGUUGUGUUUGGACAACUCGGCGGCACUGCUGAGUAGAGUAAAUCUGCCGGCAAGAGGAAGGAGUCUCGAACUCAGUCCGCCGAGUCCACCGGGAAGGUGAACCCAGACGCACCAGGGUGGAACAGAAGGUAUACAUAUAAUUGAGUGUUUUUUUACUCUGUAUAUAUGGUUCUGAUUUUUAUUCCUUAUGUCGAUAGAUGUCUAGUGUGCAUUAGUACUACCGCCAAGUAGCCGAUCCUCUGACUGGCAGUCAUCCAUGCAUGCAAUUUAGCUUCCCAAAUGGUUUCUGCAGCAGAUCAUAUCAUCCUCGCAUGGAAUUAUAUAGUUUUCUUGGCUGAUCAUGUGAACGAUUGUAAUGAAACUCAAAAGAACAUGCCCUCCAGGCUGUUAAAUGAAAUACUAUUGCAUCAUCUAAAUGAAUGUGAAUUUAGUUUCAGGUUAAGAGUUGGCCGCCCCCCUCCAGAUAGGGCACCCUGUCAAAGCAGAGCGACUCCAUUAGAAGAAACAAUCAGGAGGUAUGCUGAUAAACCCUUGGAGAAUGUGGUGAAGCCAGAGAUUGGGAUGAGUUUUGACUCACUUGGGGAGGCAUACGAUUUCUAUAACCUGUAUUCUUGGGAGCUUGGAUUUGGUAUAAGAUAUGGAAAGAGCCGUCUGAAUGUUGAGCAGACAAAGUGUAUGCAGGAGAUCGUUUGCGGAUGCUCGGGGAAACCUGAACAGCAGAAUAGCAGGUCUUGUCAGUGUGAGUGUCCUGCAAUGAUCAGAUUGCUCAGAGCUGCGAACUAUGGAUGGUACAUUGCUGAGUACCACUCCAGCCACAACCAAUUCAUUUUCUCUGACCUGUGGUGAAAAAGUUCAUUGGCUAUGGCAUAAGCACAUAGAUGUGUACACGAAGGAUUUGGUGAACUGUUGUAGUGGGGCACCUUGGCGGCGCUGCUGACCAACGUGACACAUGCGGCAAGAGGAAGGAGUCUCCGACACAGUCCAUGGAAUCCACUGGGAAAGUGAACCCAGAGGCCCCUGGGUGGAUUAGGAGGUGACAUUGACUCUGCAAUUUACAUGCCUGUCAUUUUAGGAGAUGUCUGGAUUUGUGCUCACUAGGGUCGAUUGGCAGCCCUUUAGAACCCCAUGUCUUGGCAAAAAAAUAAUUUAUGUCACUUUAUAGUUAAUUCAUGGUGAGGUUUUAAAUGUUAACCGUGUGACACAGGUAGAUUGGUCUGUUUUGUAGGUAAAAAAAAUCAUUAGACAAAAUCAAGGAGUUGGGUGCCCUGCUAGAAUUGUGAUAUGAAAAUUAUGAUAUGAAAUUGGGUGCCUUGGAUGCCCUGCCAAGUAAUCCCUCUGUAUAUAAGAUGUUGAACUGCAAAAACAUCUUAUAUUUUCGUAUGGAGGUAGUAGCUGUAAAAUGCAAUGCUGAUCCGUUUGUCGCAGAAAGCAUGGUCUGUUCUCUGGUGGGUUGUGUCACUGAUCAGUAAAAUGGGGGGUUUUCCAUGAU